AUGGUUUACAUGCCCCUCGACGUAGUCGCUGACGACGACGUCGACUUGUUUGAAGAGGACCCACUCGAGGAUGAUCUUGAGGGCGAGGCCCACAUUGCUGCUGGUGAUCUCCUACUUCUCGCUGAUGCUCCUACGGAGGAGGCACCCAUCCAUUCACCUGUCCCAGACUCCUUUGAGUCUGUGGCAUCUGCACCUUCACAUGCGCAGGGAGUGCAGCAUCAUUCGCAUGACACGGACCCUGAUAUGGCAUCAUCCGCUGCACCUGCCCCUGCCCCUAGUUUUGAGUUUGGUCAUGACAUUGAUGACGAUUCGGAUCCUGUUUUCCCACCGGGCUUCGAUCCCGACCAUGACAUUGAGUUUAUUCAUUUAGAUCAGCCCAUGGAGGAUCCCGUAGCCCCUGUUGACCCUAUGUUUGCGGAUCCCACUGAUUUUGAUAUGGAGUUCGACGAUCCGGAGCCUGCUGAUGAUCAUGCUAUUAAUGCUCCUCAUAUCGCUGAUAUUCCUGCUGCUCCUCUUGUUGCCCCUCUUCCUGACCCAGUGCCUGUAGAGCCUGAUCAUGCACCCUUUGCGACCCAUGUUAACCCUCGAUACGCGCACACCCGAAAUGGGUGGAUAGACAAUGAUGAUGACUACCCACCUUUUGUGGUACCUGUUACACCUAUUUCAGCACCCGCUUCAGUUCCUAUUGAUGCACCAUUGUUUCCCACACUCACCACUGAUGCUCAUCGCACCGACUUGCCUAUCACAUUUCUCCAGGACAUACCCCCACCACGUCCUGGGGAGGGUUCAUCUCGUCAGCCAUUUGGUCAGAUACCUUUCAUGACUGGAGGAGAUCAGUUUGUACCACAGAUCUCUCAUCAUACUGCUGUUCCCCCUGUUGCACCAUUUACUAUGCCAUCCUUUGCUCCAUCUAGUGAGCCUUUUCUCUGGACUUCACCACCCAUUAUGCCACCAUCUGAUCCUUAUCAUCCUUAUCACAUGGGUUCUUCUGCAGAGGAUAUUCUCAGCAUGAGAUGUUAUAUGAAGAUGCCACCAAGACGCCAGACACACAUGCCUACCAACAAGGCAGAACUCCAACAGGUCAUCGCUGUCGCCAUUGCGCAGAAUGCAGCCUCACUAGGAGGAACUAGCGGGAGUAAUUCAAACAACAAUGGCAAUAACAAUCCACCUCAUGGUAAUAUUAAGUUGUUGAGACACACCACGAUACAUUUGGAUAUCUCUAGCGAGUUUGCUAAUGCCAUUCGUAUAUUGUAA
Messenger RNA from Helianthus annuus (common sunflower), 1254 nucleotides. Its product is annotated as vegetative cell wall protein gp1-like. Lineage: Eukaryota; Viridiplantae; Streptophyta; Magnoliopsida; Asterales; Asteraceae. Bases 1 to 1254 code for a protein of 417 amino acids. The transcript has 4 exons. The record is from RefSeq and is a predicted model, not a curated record.